Rosa rugosa (rugosa rose) is the source of this 3285-nucleotide messenger RNA. Its product is annotated as pentatricopeptide repeat-containing protein At5g04780, mitochondrial-like. The coding region runs from base 24 to 1901 and encodes 625 amino acids. Gene Ontology annotation, biological process: RNA modification. Gene Ontology annotation, molecular function: zinc ion binding; RNA binding; protein binding. The record is from RefSeq and is a predicted model, not a curated record. Lineage: Eukaryota; Viridiplantae; Streptophyta; Magnoliopsida; Rosales; Rosaceae. The transcript is spliced from 2 exons.
UUCACCAUGCUGAAAGCAAUGGUAUGAGAACCUUAAGGAGAUACAAGGAAGGAUUGUUUAACAGUACCACAGCUCAGAUAUAUUGUAGAAAAUUCUCAGCCAUUGGCAAUGCUAAAGCUGAUAGACCCAGAGACCAAGAAUGCCUUGUUUGGUUGGGCACAAGUGCCACUCAUAUAUCGCUUUUGCAUCAAAUCUUGCAAAGCAGUGCAAGAACAGGUGCACCUAUGGAAGGAAAGGCCUGCCAUGCACAGAGUAUUCGUGUUGGAUUACAAUCGGACACUUUAACGUCUAACAUGCUUAUUAACAUGUAUUCAAAAUGUGGCUUACAUAAUUGCGCUAGAAAAGUAUUUGAUGAAAUGCCUGAAAGGAGUUUAGUUUCAUGGAAUACUAUGAUUGGGUCACUUGCCCGGAAUGGGGAGGAACAAGAAGCUCUUAGUGUUUUCGUACGUAUGCAAAGAGAAGAAAACCAAUUUAGUGAAUUCACUGUUUCAAGUGUUCUUUUCGCUUGUGCUGCGAAAUGUGCUGUGUCUGAGUGUAAACAGCUUCAUGCUUUUGCUAUUAAGGUAGCAAUGGUUUUGAAUGUCUAUGUGGGGACUGCAUUGCUUGACGUUUAUUCAAAGGCUGGAUUGAUAAAGGACGCAAGUUUUGUUUUUGAGUCGAUGCCAGAGAGGAGUGAUGUCACGUGGAGUUCAAUGGUUGCUGGGUACGUGCAAAAUGGGCUCUAUGAGAAGGCUUUGGUGUUGCUCCACAGAGCUCAAAUGAUAGGACUAGAACAUAACCAGUUUACAAUGUCUUCUGCUAUUUGUGCUUGUGCAGGUCUGACAGCUUUGAUAGAAGGGAAGCAGGUGCAUUCCUUGUUGUUUAAAACUGGAUUUGGUUUAAAUAUCUAUAUCAUUUCCUCUCUGAUAGACAUGUAUUCAAAAUGUGGUAGCAUUGGAGAAGCAUACACCGUGUUUCAAGGUAUGGAGGACAGGAACACUAUUUUGUGGAAUGCCAUGAUUUCUGGGUUUUCUAGACAUGCUUGCUCCCUAGAGGUGAUGAUCUUAUUUGAGAAAAUGCAGCAGGCAGGUAUGCUUCCAAGUGAAGUAGCGUAUAUAUCUGUAUUAACUGCUUGUAGUCAUAUGGGAUUGGUUGAAAGUGGAAGGAAAUAUUUCAACCUCAUGAUAACAGAACACAAUGUGUCCCCAAAUGUUGUUCACUAUGCAUGCAUGGUUGAUAUUUUUGGUCGGUCAGGGUUGAUUCUUGAAGCCCGUAAUUUGAUUGAGAAUAUGCCAUUUGAUGCUACUGCUUCUAUGUGGGGUUCACUGUUAGCUUCUUGUAGGAUCCAUGGAAAUUUUCAUUUAGCUGAGAUAGCAGCUAAGCAUUUGUCUGAGAUAGAACCGAACAAUGCAGGGAACCUCAUUAUGUUGUCAAAUAUUUAUGCAGCAAAUAAUAAGUGGGAGGAGGUUGCAAGAACAAGGAAGCUUCUUAAAGAAAGUGAGUUGAAGAAGGAAAGAGGGAAGAGUUGGAUUGAAAUCAAGGACAAAGUUCACUCAUUUAUGGUCGGAGAGAGAAAACAUCCUAGAAUUACUGAGAUAUACUCUAAGUUAGACCAAUUGGUGGAAAAAUUAAGGAUGAUUGGAUACAAGGCUGAGAUUGAACAUGAUCUUCAUUAUGUCGAAGAGAGCAGAAAACAUGAACUUCUGAGGCACCAUAGUGAAAAACUUGCUCUUACUUUUGGGUUGAUGUGUUUACCCUCCAAUGCACCUAUCAGGAUCAUGAAGAAUCUUAGAAUUUGUGGGGAUUGUCAUUCUUUUAUGAAGAUCGCAUCAAGUUGUUUGGGGAGGGAAAUCAUUGUCAGGGAUACUAAAAGGUUUCACCAUUUCAAAAAUGGUUUUUGCUCUUGUCGGGAAUUUUGGUGAAAUACUUGUGCUCCAUUAUGUCACUGACUACUUACUGUUAGCAUUUUGUGCACUUUCCUAGUUGUUGCUGAGCAAAGGGUGCGAAAAAUAUUCAUUUGAUGACUAUUAAUCCAAUAGUCUGGAUAUGAGAGACGUAUGUGUUGAAGUUUAGGAACUAGGUAAUAGUAUCCCGAUCAAAAAGCUGAUGAAGGGGGUAAGGGAAACAGGGAGUCUACUGAAUAGGCAAGUAGUGGACACAUUAAGCCCAAAUGUGGUGGUUAGGUUAGUCAAAGAUUUCAUUUUACCAAGUCCAAUGUUGUCAGAUUAGUCAACGUUUAUAUGUUUCGAUGAUAUCCUGCAUCAAGAAGUGGUCUUAAAGGGGUAUUAUGUCUGAGUAAAUUAUGGGACCCUUGCAUUUGGAGUCAAUGAAGGGCAGGCUUUGUGAAAGAUCUAAUUUUAUGAAGUUCAUUGUAAGUCAGAUUAGUCAACAGACAUUUUGAUGCAAUUUUGCACUAAAACAGACAUUGCAAGAAAAUGUGGGAAAUUAAAGGAAAUGAAGAUGGUUUGCCUUUCUUUUUCUCUCCUUUAUUAUGACUAUUAAAUGAUCCAGCAAGAUUAUUUCUUCAUGACUACUUGAGUAUUCUAAGCAUAAAAGCUGUCGCUGUAGCUAGGAUCAUAAUGUUAAUAAUGUUGGUUUGCAUUUUUUGCUUUUGUGGUCUGUAGGAUUAAUUUCUUAUAUUAUUGGAUUGAUGUCAGGAUCUGAAAAGGAAAUACAAUGCAUAGACAACAUGAUGUGGUCUGUAGGAUUGCUUUCUUAUAUUCCUACUCCAUGUUCUGUGUUUCAGAGAUAUAAUUUUUUUUGGUUUCUCUUUUCUUUCUGUACCUGAUGAACCAAUCUAGUUGGUAGCGUUCUUAUUGAAAGAACAGCAUUUGAUAGUUGGAAGGUCUGGAUUGAAGAACUGUUUGAUGAAGAUCUCAGUUUGUAAAGACUUUGAUGGUAUCUGGAGUACAAACCAUUGAUCCAAUUACCUCUCCAACUUGUCCAUUCACUCUGAAUACCAAGGAUCAGACACUGUCUCCACUGCAAAUGGUUAAUGACUCCCCCAUAAUCCAUGUUGGCAUAUACUGCCUCACCAACCAAUCUAGGCUCCUCUGCACACAGCUUUGUGAAGCUUUGGCAAUGACUGUUGCAUGGCCAAAAAUCUCUAUCAAAUUGAUUUACUAAAGAGUAUCCAAGGCUAGCAAAGGUAGCAGAGCAUCUUUCUAGAGACGGCUUAUGCUCAGACUCAGCUCAAUCACGACGAUACCAUACGAUGUCGAGCUAUGUAUUUAGGGUAGUUAUAUAGAGUCAGUCUGCAAUAUGACAUUUUUGACUUUUAUUGUAUAGCAGACAUCUUUUAUAUGG